AUGGCUCUUGAGGGCGCUUUCCUGUACAUCAAAGCAUCACCGACAUUCCGGUGGAAGAUACGACUACCUGUUUGGCUCCUCAUUGGCUGGGGCUGCCCGUUGGUUAUAGUGGGAAUGUCAGUAGCAGCUCGUAUGCAUAACUACACCAGACACACCAGUUGCUGGUUGUCUUUUGAAGAUGGUUUCAUUUGGUCGUUCCUAGCUCCAGUUCUUUUAAUAAUCACGGGGAAUACUCUUGUGUUGAUACGCCUCCUAGUUGUAUUCAUGUCACUCAAGACUAACCAGGAUAAAACAGAAAGGAUGAAAAUGAAAGCUGGACUGCGACUAAUUAUCAUACUGGAACCCCUGCUCGGCCUGCCGUGGAUUUUUGGCUUCGUUUUUGCCGGAAAUAUAGUCUUCACCUACUUCUUUGUGAUAUUCAACUCCUUGCAGGGACUUUUUGUGUUCCUCUCACAAUGUGUGUUUGAUAAAGAGGUCAGACAGAAGUUUAAUCAGAAAUCAUCCAAAGUCCAAAACAUAUCAUUUACCCAGGACUCCACUAAAGCCACGGAAGUGGCCAAGGUGUCAGGGAUUUGAUCGAGUCAGUGGAUACCACACUUAGGACGUAUUGAUCAGCACAAUCAACUUCACACAGAUUGAUGAGUCUAAGUUUAUUGACUAUCUGGUUGAUAACAUAAUAAUAAUAAUUACACAGCAUUUAUAAAGUCGCACUAAAUCUGGUGUAAAACCAUUCAAAGGCGCCAGUCAAGAAGGAAAAGAGGAAAUUCUCAAGUGUUAGGGAAAGCAAGAGUGAACAGGCGUGUCUUAAGUUGCUGCUGAAAGAUGCUAUGUCAGAUGUUUGGCCCCAAACAUUAAAACAUAGAUUUGUUUGAUUGAAUGGUAUUUGAAAGAGUAUCACCCGCUCUAACGAAAAGAAGUUUAACUUUUACUUUUAAUGGU
Molecule: messenger RNA, 939 nt
Organism: Asterias rubens (European starfish)
Lineage: Eukaryota; Metazoa; Echinodermata; Asteroidea; Forcipulatida; Asteriidae
Product: adhesion G-protein coupled receptor D1-like
Exons: 8
Coding region: 1-576 (191 amino acids)
Biological process (GO): adenylate cyclase-activating G protein-coupled receptor signaling pathway; cell surface receptor signaling pathway
Cellular component (GO): membrane
Molecular function (GO): G protein-coupled receptor activity
Source: RefSeq, a predicted model, not a curated record